Mollisia scopiformis is the source of this 2592-nucleotide messenger RNA. RefSeq names its product Annexin. The coding region runs from base 1 to 2592 and encodes 863 amino acids. The transcript is spliced from 3 exons. Gene Ontology annotation, cellular component: cytoplasm. Gene Ontology annotation, molecular function: calcium-dependent phospholipid binding; calcium ion binding. NCBI's taxonomy places the organism in Eukaryota, Fungi, Ascomycota, Leotiomycetes, Helotiales, Mollisiaceae. The record is from RefSeq and is a predicted model, not a curated record.
AUGUCGCUCAAUCCGAAUGAUGAUCGUAGGAGGGGACGUUCUAAAUCACCUGGUGGUGGCAGGAGAGAGCGGUCGCGAUCCCGCGUCGAGAUCGAUGAGUAUGAGGAGAAAACAACGACGAGAGAACGGUCCCGCGUUCGCGUACCGAGUCCACCGACGAGUAGUCGCUACGAUGAUGAUAGGAGGGGAUACGAGUAUGAGGAGCGAGACACGACCACCAUCAGGAGAGGGGAUAGGGAACCGGCGAAGAUCGUGACGGCUGAGCCGAGGGAUCCUAGAGGGAGUUCACACAGUCUGGUUGAUCCGAGGGGUUCGGAUCCUAGAUUGAUUGAUCCAAGAGGGUCCGAUCCGAGACUCGUUGAUCCGAGGUCUUCGCGCGAAUCCUACAAUCAGUAUAGAGAUGCGAGUCCGCCGUCUGCGAGCAGGGGAUAUGCUGUGCCGGGCGCCUUCAAGACGACGGUUGAGGAAGAGGAUGUCAAGGUGCGAUAUGGUGGUGGCAGAGGUGGGAGAGAGAAGGAAUACUAUGAAAGCAAGAAAUUCUCAUCCAAGGAUGAUUUGGCGUACGGAGAGUCUCCUCCAAGGUCUAAAUACCAAGAGGUGGACCAGUACAAAUACACCGACUCGAAGAGGGACGAUAGGGAUUCGAGAAGAUACGAGGAUGAGCACGGAAGAGGAGCAAGCUUCAGUGCUCAUGCUGGCCACCAUAGCAUCUCUGCCGGUGUGAACGUCGGUCAUGGUGCCCCGCAAUACGUGCAACCGCCUGACCCUUCCGCAUACCAGGUUCCCGGCGGUUAUCAACCACAAGUGGCAUAUCCUGAACCGGGCAGACAUUACAAUGAUGCCCCAGGAUCCAAGUACGCCGAGACGCCAAAGUGGGAGUAUGCGAAGCCGGAAGAGAAGAUCACGUACUCGAAGGUUCAGGAGACGACGUAUGGACGUCCUGGAGAGUAUGGGUCGAGACACGGGGAUCCUCGCUACGAUUCGAAGACCAAGACGGAGACUAUCAGCUAUGAGGAUUCUCAGUAUAGGGAUGAUAGACACGAUCCUCGAUACGACUCCAAGAUCAGGAAGGAGAGUGUCACUUAUGAAGAUUCCAAGUACAAGGAAGACUCCAAGUUGAGAACUUCCAAGACUCAGACUAUCUCCGUCGAACCCGGAUCCAGACGACGCGAACCAUCGCCCAACCCAGGUCUCGCUCCCAGAAUGCACUCUCUAUCCGUAAGCACCGGUCACCACGGCGGCGCCGCAUUAAGUCUAGCCGCUGCCCCAGGGAGUCCCCUCCUCGAAGCCUACCACGGAACCUACCAAUCCAUCUCCCCCAUGCCUUCCCCCCUCAUGAUCCCCUCACACUCGCACACCGACAUCAACCUGAUCGAACCGCUCUCCCCCUCCGGCGGCUCCUCAGACGACGACCGCUUCCCCAGCAAAAAGAAACGCACAGCGCGCUUCCACGACCCGGUCGACGAAGCCACCAUCCUGGCCAAAGCCCUCAAAGGCGAGAAGCGCGCCCCGGACACGCAGCCCCUGAUCGAGAUCCUGCCGGGGCUAACCCACGAACAGGUCCUCGAUCUGCGCGUCGAGUAUAAACGGAUCGUCAAGACGGGGUCCGAGAAGAAGGGCGUGAAUAUCGCGAAGCAUAUCAAGAUGCGGCUUAAAGAGGAGGAUCCGAAUCUGAUGAAAGCGUGCUACGCGUGCGCGCUGGGGAAGUGGGAGAGUGAGGCGUAUUGGGCGAAUUUUUGGUAUCAGGGGGAGAAGAGUCGGAGGGAACUGUUGAUUGAGUCGUUGAUGGGACGGACGAAUGCGGAGAUUCGGGAGAUUAAGGAUGGGUUUAGUGAUAAGAAGUAUAGUGAUAGUUUGACCAAGUGUAUGAAGACGGAGCUGAAGGAGGAUAAGUUUAAGAAGGCGGUGCUGCUGGUGCUGGAGGAGCGUAAGAUGGAAGAGCGGCCGGGUUAUGCAGUUGAUAGGGGAUUGGUCGAGGAUGAUGUGCAUGAUUUGUAUAAAGCGGUCAGAAGCGAGAAGGGCGGCGAGACGGCGAUGAUUAAUAUCGUGGUUGUGAGGAGCGAUGCCCAUUUGAGAGAGGUGUUGCGCGAGUAUGAAGUUACGUACCGCGCGAAUUUCGCGAGGGAGAUGUUGAAGAAGAGUGGGAACUUAGUCGGCGAAAUGCUAGCCCACAUCCUCAACGGCGUAAUCAACAAGCCCGUCCGCGACGCGCUACUAGUACACCACGCGCUCUCACUCUCCAAAUCCGACAGCAUCCGCACGGAACUGCUGAUCAGCAGGCUGGUGCGCUAUCAUUGGGAUCGUCCGCACAUGGAGGCGGUGAAGCGCGAGUAUCGCGCCCGGUACGGGGUUGAUAUGCAGAAGGCGGUUGCGGAGGGCACGAGGGGGGAGUGGGGCCAUUUUUGCGAGAUGCUUUGUGUGAGGAGGAUGGGGGAUGAGGUGAGGAGGGUUGAGAGGGUCGAGGAGUAUAGGGUUGAUAUUAGGAGCAAGUGCUGGUACCUUUUUGCAUCGCUAUUUACGCACUAUGCGCAUCUUGCGCAAAUCGCGCAUUUCGCGCAAAACGCGCAUUCGAAGUGGUCUUUGACAUUCUAA